AUGACACCGGUGCUAUACUAUUUACCCCCAUCGCCGCCGUGCCGUUCGGUUCUGCUGCUGGCCAAGCUGAUCGGCAUGGAACUGGAACUGAAGACGUUGAAUGUCCUUGAAGGGGAACAGUUGCGACCGGACUUCGUGGAGCUGAAUCCCCAGCACACCGUACCAACCUUGGACGAUCACGGAUUGGUGCUGUGGGAAAGCCGCGUGAUUCUGUCCUACCUGGUGUCAGCGUACGGCAAGGACGAGUCCCUGUACCCGAAAGACUUCCGGUCGCGUGCCAUCGUCGAUCAGCGGUUACAUUUUGAUCUCGGGACACUUUACCAGCGCGUGGUAGAUUAUUACUUCCCCACCAUUAUGGUGGGUGCCCAUUUGGACCAAACGAAGAAAGCCAGGCUGGCAGAGGGCCUCGGUUGGCUGGAUGCGAUGCUCAAGCAGUACCAGUGGGCAGCGGCGAACCAUUUCACGAUAGCCGAUAUUGCACUGUGCGUCUCCGUUUCACAGAUCGAAGCCUUCGGGUUCGAUUUGCUGCCCUACGCGAGGGUACGUGCGUGGCUGACCAAAUGCAAGGAUGAACUGGAGCCGUAUGGUUAUAAGGAAAUAAAUCAAACUGGAGCAGAUACAUUGGCCGGCCUUUUCCGAUCGAAACUAAAGCAGUAG
This is a messenger RNA of Sabethes cyaneus, 657 nucleotides long. RefSeq names its product glutathione S-transferase D7 (gene GstD11). Gene Ontology annotation, biological process: glutathione metabolic process. Gene Ontology annotation, molecular function: glutathione transferase activity. The record is from RefSeq and is a predicted model, not a curated record. The transcript is spliced from 4 exons. Bases 1 to 657 code for a protein of 218 amino acids. NCBI's taxonomy places the organism in Eukaryota, Metazoa, Arthropoda, Insecta, Diptera, Culicidae.